CAGCAGGCGGCCAGCCGUUCUCCAACACUGUUGCCUGUAACGACACCAACAACAACAGCUCAAUAACAACAUAGCAGCAGACAAAUUGCAAGUUGCACGUUUUUUCAAUCGUCAAACAUGAUAAGCCCGGCCAGAACAUAACCCAGCUCUCGUGCAGUAAGUCUUCCGUCAAACCGAUCGAUUGUGUCCCGGUCAGCAGUACUAAAUUCCCCAAGUUUCGAGCCGACAAAUGUGCCAAGUGUGCGCGGGCGAGGGCACACAGUAAUAGCGAAGGAGCUUAACAAAGUCGCCGCAUAUUCAGUGGGCUGUUAUGCAAGCGGCCAAAUUGAAUUAGCCGGCAUGCUGCUCAAUCGAUUUGUGCUGGCCAUCAAGAACCAGUCGCGGGAGACGCUGCGCGCCUGGAGCUAUCAAUGCGAGUCGAUCUUUGCCCAGCGGUCGCGCCGCAUUCAGCAGCUGUUCAGUUUCUACCAGUCGGUGUACGGAACCCAGGGACUGAAGCAGCUAUGGCGCGCCUACUACCGCCGGGAGCUGCAGCCCCCGCUCCGGGGAAUGGUGAUGAGUGCUGUGGGUCUCGUCGGGCUGAACAUCAAGCGGCUGGGCAGCGACGGCUUUGACUGGAACAAGGAGCGCCUGGCCCUGUCCAAUUUCGACAUGUGCCGCCGGGACAUUGAGUUCAUCAACGCCCUGCCCCACAAUCAGCUCUGCGAGCGCUGCCAGUCCAAGAAGAUGAAGUACUGUUACUGUCAGCUGGGCAACCAGCGCUGUAAAAAGGGCCAGACCAAGCCAUCUACCAGCAAGGAGGCGGAGGCGGAGUCCAGCAUCAGCAAUUGCCAGCGACCGCUGGAUCUGGACGUGCGCAAUGCUCCCGCAGGCACGGUACGCAUUCAGGCCCAGGAUGACCACACAUGGGAGCCUUACUUCAGCAAGAAUGAGUUCAGCAUUUGGAGGCGGCAGGAGCGCUCCUCCUUGUACUCAUACAAGGUUUAUGCCCGUUUCGAGGACAUUACAGCCGACGAUUUCCUCCACGUUCAAACCGAUCUGGACUACCGCCGCCAGUGGGACGACACGGCCCUGAGACUGGAGCUCAUCAGCGAGGACCCCGUGCCGGGCAGCAACUCACAUCUGAUAUACUGGGAGAUGCAGUGGCCUCGGCUCUUCGCCAAUCGUGACUAUGUCUAUUGCCGUCGCUAUAUCAAGGACGAUAACAAGAAGAUGAUUUUCAUCUGCAACCGCGGGGCCACGCACAACUCCUAUCCGGCGUUGUCUGGAAAAGUGCGCGUCACCGACUACUGGAGCCUAAUGGUCAUCAAGCCUUUUCGCGGCUUUCACGAGCCCGGGCUGCACUUCGUCCUCACGUACUAUGACGAUCCGGGCAUACCCAUACCGCAAAAUAUCAAGUCCUGGGUGACGCAGAAACAGAUGCCCGAGUUUCUCACCAAGAUGUACGUUGCCACGAAGAACUAUGCCUGUUCGCGUGCCAUCAAAAUGAAGGACAUGUUCCACGGUUUCGCGCUUAUCAACGACGAUUAUACGGCUAAUGAGCAGCGCGGCAGUUGGCUGGGCAGUUUGAGCCGUCGCAAGGUCAACAGUAAACCCGAAGCAGAGCGCUAAGACUCCAAUCUUCCGCUCACAUUAGACCUUCCCGCCCCCACAAAGCUGCUAAUCAAACCCUUCAUCCCUGCCUUCGACUUUGAUAUCAAUUCAGGCGAAACAAAUCGAAACCACAGAACACCAGAGCAAGUGUGCAAUAGCUGUUGGCAUUUUAUGCUCUAAGAAUGUGUGCCACAUUGAUGAGGAACUUUAAAUAUAAAUAUUUAGCUAUAUAGCUAAACCAAAAUAUAUUAAGUUUAGAAAUUGUUUUAAACGCAAUUAGAAACUAUUGAAAUUUAUUGUACAAUAAAAGAAAUGGAAAAAGUCGCCCAGAGAGAGACUGAUGACUAUUGUAACGCAA
This is a messenger RNA of Drosophila suzukii, 1951 nucleotides long. Its product is annotated as stAR-related lipid transfer protein 7, mitochondrial. The record is from RefSeq and is a predicted model, not a curated record. Gene Ontology annotation, molecular function: lipid binding. Lineage: Eukaryota; Metazoa; Arthropoda; Insecta; Diptera; Drosophilidae.